This is a messenger RNA of Mycotypha africana, 1512 nucleotides long. RefSeq names its product serine hydroxymethyltransferase-domain-containing protein. Gene Ontology annotation, molecular function: cobalt ion binding; glycine hydroxymethyltransferase activity; serine binding. The transcript has 8 exons. Gene Ontology annotation, biological process: L-serine catabolic process; tetrahydrofolate interconversion; folic acid metabolic process. The coding region runs from base 1 to 1512 and encodes 503 amino acids. Gene Ontology annotation, cellular component: cytoplasm. The record is from RefSeq and is a predicted model, not a curated record. NCBI's taxonomy places the organism in Eukaryota, Fungi, Mucoromycota, Mucoromycetes, Mucorales, Mycotyphaceae.
AUGUUGAGAUCAGUUUUCGCAGUAGCAGUCAAGCCCACCACCGCCCGCAUGGUUAGACCUGCUAUUAACCAAUUCAAGCGUGGAUAUGUUUUCCCUGCUGGUCAAAGAGAGUUCUUGAAUGACAGACUCGAUAAGAUCGACCCCGAAAUGUUUGACAUCAUCGAAAAGGAAAAGAAGAGACAGAAGGAAAGCAUUGAUCUUAUUCCUUCAGAGAACUUCACUUCAAGAGCUGUCAUGGAUGCGCUCGGAAGCGUUAUGCAAAACAAGUAUUCCGAAGGUUACCCCGGUGCUAGAUACUAUGGUGGCAAUGAAUUCAUCGAUAUGUCAGAAAAUCUUUGUCGUAAGAGAGCCUUAGAAGCCUUCGACUUGGAUACUGAAAAGUGGGGUGUUAAUGUUCAAGCUUUGUCUGGUGCUCCCGCUAAUUUAUACGUUUAUGGUGCUGUCUUGAAGCCUCAUGAUCGUAUUAUGGGUCUCGAUCUUCCUCAUGGUGGACAUUUAUCUCAUGGUUAUCAACUUCCCAACAAAAAGAUUUCCCAAGUCUCAGCCUAUUUUGAAACUUUACCUUACCGCUUAGAUGAAACUACUGGUCGUAUUGACUAUGAUGCUUUGGAACAAAAUGCCAUGCUCUACAGACCAAAGAUCAUCGUUGCCGGUGCUAGUGCUUAUGCCCGUAAUAUUGAUUACGCCAGAAUGAAGAACAUUGCUGAUAAAUGCGGUGCUUACUUGAUGGCUGAUAUCGCCCACAUUUCCGGUUUGGUAGCUGCAGGUGUCUUACCUGGCCCCUUCGAUCAUGCUGAUCUCGUUACCACCACUACACACAAAUCUCUUCGUGGUCCCCGUGGUGCUAUGAUCUUCUUCAGAAAGGGUUUAAGAAGUGUCGAUAAGAAAGGAAAAGAAACCCAUUAUGACUUAGAAAAUGCUAUCAACCAAUCCGUAUUCCCUGGUCAUCAAGGUGGCCCUCACAAUCAUACCAUCAGUGCUUUGUCUGUUGCUCUUAAGCAAGUCAAAUCUCCUCUCUUCAAAACAUACCAAGAGCAAGUUCUUAAGAACAAUGCUGCUUUCGCUGAUCGUUUCAAGGAAUUAAACUACGAUCUUGUGUCUGGCGGUACUGAUAACCAUUUAUUAUUAGUUGAUUUAAGAUCUCAAGGUAUUGAUGGUGCUCGUGUUGAACGUAUCUUGGAAUUGGUCAAUAUUGCUGCCAACAAGAACACUGUCCCCGGUGAUAAGAGUGCUCUCAUUCCUGGUGGUCUUCGUAUCGGUACACCCGCCAUGACAAGUCGUGGUUUCAAGGAAACUGACUUUGUCAAGGUCGCCAACUUCAUUGACCGUGCCGUCAAGAUUGCUCAAGAAGAAAAGCCAAAAGCUGCCGGUAAGAAAUUGACUGAUUUCAAGAACCACAUCGGUGAUGGCUCUUCUAUCCAAUCCAUUCAAGAUUUGAAGAAUGAAGUUACUCAGUUUGCUUCUGAAUUCCCUACUGUUGGUUUCUACGAGACCGAAAUGAAAUAUCAAUAA